This is a messenger RNA of Necator americanus (New World hookworm), 2655 nucleotides long. RefSeq lists its product as uncharacterized. The coding region runs from base 1 to 2655 and encodes 884 amino acids. Gene Ontology annotation, molecular function: signaling adaptor activity; receptor tyrosine kinase binding. NCBI's taxonomy places the organism in Eukaryota, Metazoa, Nematoda, Chromadorea, Rhabditida, Ancylostomatidae. The transcript is spliced from 20 exons. The record is from RefSeq and is a predicted model, not a curated record. Gene Ontology annotation, biological process: signal transduction; cell migration.
AUGGAGAUGCUUCCAUCGAAUGAAAUCGUCAUAUCACCGUGCACAGAUGAUCACGACGACUCAUCUAUGUUGCAGUCGACGUCGUCGUCAAGUCCACGAUUACCAUCACAAGCCACUUCACCCUCGGAAUCUGCGGGUCGUCCAUGGUAUCAUGGCGAGAUUUCGCAGGCGGAGGCGGAAGUGCUUCUUGAUGUUGCCCAACCCGGUCGAUUUCUUGUACGCAAAGCUGGCCCGACCAGAUACUUCUUGUCAUGUGUGACAGACAACCAUUUACUACUACAUUUGCCAAUUCACCAGCUGGGCCGUUUCUUCUAUUUGAAUGCUGGAAAAUUCACGACACUCGCUGAAGCAGUUCGGCAUCACUGUGAGAUGGUAGAUACGGCUGAACCAGUGCAAGCACCGUUCUCGACCUCAACUUCGUCUACUGUGACGACUCCUCAUAAUACCCACAUGCACCGGUUCCUAUCACUUUCAAAAUGCGAGGAUUUGGCUGACAAUGAUGAGUUGAGUAUAUCGAGAGGUGAUGUGAUAACACAAUUGCGUGUUCUGGAGAACAGCUUCAUUUUAGCAAAGAACGAAAAUACGGGUCAAACGGGUUAUUUAUCCACGAAAGCUGUGGUACCUAUUCUGUCGGAAUCGUUGUGUGUCAAGGAUUUGCCAUAUUUUCAUCCAGUCUUGACAACGGAUGCUUUAAGGAUGUUGACAUGUGUAGGUGCUGGAGCGUUUCUUGUGCGAACAUCUAGUCAAGGUCCUGAUGCGUUUGCAUUGUUGGUGAACACACGGAACAAAAUCGAGAAGUUUCUUAUCCGUGGCGCACCGGAAGGCACAGAAGGCUUCCUUCUGGCUGGCCGGCAUUUCCCGUCUCUGCAGCAUAUUAUAGACAGAUACUGUGUGCAUCCAAUAGCUAGCGACGUUCGCCUGACGCAUGCUAUCCUGCCAUCCCAAUCAUCUUCACAUCAUCCAAGUGAGGACCAUGAAGCUAAUGUUGAAUCGUCAACGAUGAGUAACUCCGACUGGUCGCCUAAUAUUACAUCAAUUGAAGCGACAGCCGACUAUGUGAACCAUAAUUGCGCAUCGCAUACUGUUGCAACAGUACAGGCUCUGAGAAAAUCUCGAGAAGAAAAAGCCUGGAAGCAAUGUUGGCUGACGUUAUGUGAUGAUCCGAAUGGUGGAUGUGAACUGCUCAUUGCAGAUACUGAAAUGAGCGUUAAAGCACGUCUAGUUCUUGAUUUGGCAUAUUGCGUGAUGUAUCUACUUGACGAUUCCGUUUUUUCGCGUGAGGGUUGUGUGUUUUUCUCGCAGACAGACAUAGAUCUACCCGGCGUGUAUCUUUGUUUUCGUCCAACACAUGUACUCAUAAAAUGGCUUGAGUUGUUGAGACCAAGAGUUUUGGGCCUUCGAACGGGCGCUGUUCCAGUCAUGAUUGGUCUACAAUUCGAACCGCCAAAACAGUCCUUCGUAGCAGUAUUACAGCUUCAUAUCGACAAGUACAGAUCCGAAUCACUAAAACCUGAUGGUUUCUAUUCUGCAUACGGUAUGAUAUGUGGAAUAAAGGUGUGUAGUACCCCUGUGAUUGUAGCGUCACCUGGAAAAGGUGCUCUACCAUCAGUUAUAUUUGACUGCUCCUUCUUGUUACCAUUAGUUCCUCCUGAAAACGGGACGUUGCAAUUCUCAGUGUUGUCACAUCCUGGUGGCGGCAAGAAGAGCCGUCCACUCGGAGUAUCAGCUCUAUUCUCGCUGCCUGAUUCAAGAUCUCAUUCUGAUGCUCCAGAGUCUGGAUUCACCUUUCGUGCUGUGCGAUAUAGAAUAAGGGUGCUAGCCCCGGAACAAUACACGCCUUUGGUAGAGUACUUGAAAGAGGGAGAUGCUGAUCUCCUCGAAUGGGCGUCCGAUGCGUUGUCCAUACAACAACGGUCGCUGUUGUGUUGGUCGAUCGUCUCACUCUUGUUGCCGAGUCCGGAUGAUCUACUGCAUUUGAUAAGUCGUCUGAUGCGUCGAGUGUUGGCAACAUCUUCAGCUGACAGCGUUAUGCGACAGGACUCUCUAAUCACAACAUUGCUCACUCAAGCUCUCCGCAUAGCUGGUCGAUCACGUCUUGAAGAUGCUCUCGAACUGCUGGGAGUUUCCGGUGUGAAGGUGUUUCAGCAAGCUGAUGUUGAUCACGUGAUUGAUCUGUUGGACAAACUAGUUACACCUGAUUCGCUAUUGAACGAAUUACUUGUCUGUGUAGCCAAAGUAGCUGGUGAACGGUUCCCUGACGAGCCUCAUCUCGUGCGGAGAGUGUUGAGUAACAUCUACAUUCUUCGAUUCGCCAAUCCACUGUUAAUAGCUUUUUUGAAUGGGAAUCCAAUGAAUCAACAGUUAGCAAAAGGCGUUCAAGCAGCUGCCAAUGUAGCGGCUUCAGCAGCUCCACGAGUGGAAGAUGUUACCGCUGGAUCUCAAUGUUUGCGUUCGCUCUUCGAACGGAUCAGAACUGCCGAAACUAAGCAGCCAGCAAAAUCUGGCAAUCCCAACAAUGCCGAACCUCGAUGCUGUGAUUGGAUGGCGAUGAUCUGUCAUUUGUUGCACCUAGCAGUAACAUCACGAGAAGGAAUUCCGCAAGUUGACCCAAAUCUUCUUCAACUCAUACAUGCUCACAAAUCGUCGUUCUCCUAG